Messenger RNA from Mugil cephalus (flathead mullet), 3849 nucleotides. Its product is annotated as mamu class I histocompatibility antigen, alpha chain F-like. Gene Ontology annotation, cellular component: external side of plasma membrane. The record is from RefSeq and is a predicted model, not a curated record. The transcript is spliced from 10 exons. Bases 953 to 2584 code for a protein of 543 amino acids. Lineage: Eukaryota; Metazoa; Chordata; Actinopteri; Mugiliformes; Mugilidae. Gene Ontology annotation, biological process: immune response.
CACAAAGCACAAUGAAACAGGAUUGUUGUUGGACUCAAAAUGUUAACUGUACUAUUAUUAGUCUGUGCUCAUCAGAUCAUUAUUAAUAUUAAGUGUAACACAAAAAUAUAUCAGAAGGCGUUUCCUCAUAGUUUUUAGUAGCCUAUGUAUUACAGUAUAAUAAAAUAAUAAUAGUAAUCAUAUAAAUAUGAUAAAAUUCCUGAAAUUAUGGCUUUCUAGUUGUGGUUUGCCGCCCCAAGAUUUUAAGUGAAAACUUUCUGCAGUUUUAUUGUUAAUUUGUUAAAGUUUAUUUAUUUUGAGGAGAAUGUUUAACUGCAGUUUUCUGUAAUACAGCAUUCAGGGCCCCAAGUUGAGCAGGAUAUCUUGGAUUUUAUUACAAUAACAUGUAAACAUAAAUACUGGAGUCCAGGAGUAACUUUUUGAAAUCAAGGCUCCAUAAAGUGCACAUUUAAAUAAAAAAUAUAUCUUAAAUAAGAAUAGCCCUUAAAGUAAAUAAAUACAUUUAUAUGAGAAAAGCAUCAACAUUUUGACAACUAUAAAUGACCUAUUACAUAUAACGUCAUUUUGUUGCUCAUCUGAUACUUUGAAUCCGAACCAUCUCCAUAUUACUGAGCCACUUUUUAUUUUACCAACCAAUUAUUCCUCCGUGUUUGUUACAGACUUUCAGAGAGUCUGAUCCAGCCUCUGUGUUAAAGAGAAAGAGGAAGGGAAGCUGUUCCCGCUGGUCAACAACGCUGAUCCGCACUUUAAACGGAACAAGAGUCACAGCGCAAACCAUUCAUACCAUAGAAAUGAUUCAUACGCACAUCUCUAGCAGAUGGAUUUAAACAUGGUUCAAAAACACAACUAGAAUGAGAGUAGAGUCGGUCUGUGUGUCUAAGUGUCUGUCUUCGGAUUUGUCGUUGUUCUGUUGGCGGUUCUGACGGUGAACGUGGAUCAACCUGAUGUGGAGAUGUUUUCAGAAAGUUUCAAUCAAGAUACAGAGAUGAUUUUGGUGUGCAGAGCCAGAGGCUUCAACACAUCAGGAAUUGAGCUGCAUAUCAAGAAGAAUCGCUGUGAUCUUCUGACUAAAGAGGACGGAGUGGAGACUUCAGGAGUUCGUCAACAAGACAACACCUACUGGAGAGAAGACGACGUCAUCAUUUCUAAGUCUGAAAUGUCUAAUUACAGCUGUGAAGUCAUUCAUGCUGAAUCCCGUUUUCAUGUGGAAAAAGUUUGGGAUCCUGACUCUGGUGGACGAGGACGGAUCAUUUCAUCUAAGUUUGUCGACAUAAUUAAAACAUCUCGUCCUCGUGUGUUGGUGUCGGUGGACAACGAAGUGCAGGCGAACAUCACACUGACGUGUCUGGCUGAAGGUUUCUACCCAAGAAACAUCAUUCUGAACAUCAAGAGGAACGGGAAUAUUCUAACCAGAGAGGACAGAGUGGACAGUUCAGGAGUUUGUCCACAUGAAGACAACACCUUCCAGAGAAGAGACCACAUCAUCAUUUCAAAGUCUGACAGGUCUAACUACAGCUGUGAGGUCAUUCAUGCUGCAUCUGAUUCACAUGAGGAAAAGGUUUGGGAUCAUCAUCUUCCUCCUGAUGGCGUUGAAGACAAAGAUGGAGACAGUGGGCACAAAUCUGCCAUCAUCAUUGCUGCAGUGAUAGUGGUUCUGGUUGUGGUUCUGGCGCCAUUUGUGGUUGUGGUUCUGGAUCUGGUGGUUCUUUACUUAAGAGGCGACCUUGGAGACAAAAGAGGCAGAUACUCAGGUGUACCACAGGAUGUUGAAGCUUCUCCACCAGAAUCAGACAAGACUGGAGAAUCUCAACAAUCUCUGACUGGUGACACUGACUUUCAAAAUUCUGCUUCUGCUGGUUCUGGUGACUCUGAUAAUGACGACACAUCCAACAAUGUUGAGACUGAGGAACUACAGAACACAAAUGUCCAGGAUCAAAGGACUCCAUCAGAACCAUCAAAUCCUUCUACCAAAACGAUGAAGAUGUGGAUGCGUCCAAAUGAGACACUGAGACGUGACCCUACCAACAUCUACAAAACCAGAAUAAUAAACUACCUACAACAGCUGGAGAAGGAGAAGGCCAUCGACAGACUCCUUUAUUACCGUCUGUACCCAGGGGAAGCUACACCGUGUAUUUAUGGACUCCCCAAAAUACACAAGGAGGGAGCCCCACUCAGACCCAUUGUCAGCAGCAUUAAUUCUGUCACAUAUAACACUGCCAAGCAUUUGGCAUCCAUCCUCUCUCCGUUAGUAGGCAACACCCCACACCACAUUGUAAACUCCAGGGACUUUGUGAACAAAGUCAAGGACGUCGCAGCCAUUGUGUCCUAUGAUGUCACCUCACUGUUCACCUGCAUCCCCACGAGAGAAGCCACGGAUGUAGUAAGGAAAAGACUACAAAAGGAUGACACCUUGGCCUCAAGAACCAACCUCACCCCAGAACAAGUCUGUGUGUUACUCGACCUGUGCCUGACCACCACCUACUUUCAGUUCAAUGGAGGUUUCUACAGGCAAAAACACGGCUGUGCCAUGGGGUCCCCAGUGUCACCGAUCGAAACCGAAAUACUAGCGGAGAUCGCUAGCUAGCUUCAAAUGCUUGAAAGCAAAAAAACAAACAAACAAAAAAAAAUACAUGUCCAUGAACAUGAGUGUUAGCGGUUGGAUCCCCUGAGUGUGCCAUAUGCCGAAGUGUCCUUGAGCAAGACACUGAACUGAAUUUGCUCCCAGUGCAACUGGCACUGGUCUGUGAAUGUGUGGGUGAAUGUGUGAGCGAAUGGGUGGAUGUGUCUCUGACUGUAAAAGCACUUUGAGAACCUUUGAGUAGGUAGAAAAGCGCUAUAUAAGAGCAAGACCAUUUACCAAGUGAACACAUUGAAUUUGGUGUCGUUUGGCCCCUAGGGGGCACUGUAAAUAGAAAACAUGGUUAUCUAUAUCUCUUGAUGGGUUUAUCGACAGUGGCUCAGGUCGUCCAAUGAAUGUGGUCGGUGGUCGCUGUGUUUUUGCCUCGGCGCACAUUGGCAGCCACGCUUCUGUCAGUCUCCAGGGCAGCUGUGGCUACCAAAGUAGUUUAGCACCACCAGUGAGAAUGUGUAUGAAUGAAUAAUGGGUUCUGUAAAAAAAAAAAAAAAAGUGCUUUGGGAACCACUUUGUGUUGAAAAGCGCUAUAUAAAUCCAAUCCAUUAUUAUUAUUAUUAUUACUAUUAUUAUAUUUGAAAUGACAGGUACUGGGGGGUGCCCCAUUGAUAGGUCAUGCCAACUUUUCGUUUUAGCCAAUCGUUGGGCAAACGGGAAGUUUGCUCGUAUCUGGGCGACGCUUUGACUUCCAAAGAGAAGAAAAGACCAAACUUGGUCGGACGCUCAUUACAUGUUUUCAUUGUUUGUGACCUUCUUACUUGUUUUGUUAGUUUGUUGUUUCAGGACAUGUGAUGGAACAGCAAAAGAAAUGUACUUUGGGAAAUGCUGAUGUCAUGUAACCCAGCUGUAGUUUUUUUUGUUUUGUUUACCAUGAUUUUUUGACAGUCGGUUUGUUUCCAUCACAUUGUAUGAAUUUUUUUUUUUUUUUAAUUUUGAUUUUGAUAUACUAUAUUGAUCCCCGAGGGGAAAUUGUGUCCUGCUGUUUGACCCUUUGAAGCCCAAGAUGUUGGGUAACACUGUAGAGGGGCCGCCAAAUGUGCAUCCUUGCACUGCUAUGUGUUGUGUUUUUUUUUUGUUGUUGUUGUUUUGUACAGACUGAGAAUGGAUUCCACAGUGAUUGUGCGUUGUAUUUUCUGUGUUUGACUUCCCAUGUCAUUUUGAAGUAUUAUGUUAAUAUUAUAAAUUAAAUCUGGAUCAAUAGUAAACCACUAUCAGGA